CGGAUAUGGAAGAUUGAAUGCAAUAGAACUGAAAAAUGGCGCAUCAGAGUAACAUUAAAAAAACACUGGUUUAGAGGGAAAAUUUCAGUUUAGCAGUUGCCACGAAAAUCUCGCGUUCAAAAAUUAAUUUAGAGGGAAGUAAAAGCAAUCAUCCGAAUGUAAGCAUCAAUUAUUCGUUUUCUGUUCGAGAAUCAAACAAACUGGCUGUCCAAUCUUUACCGAAAUUAGGAAGAUGAGAAUGCACAGGAAAUAAACGGGGGCGACCUUUCUAAGUAGAAAAAGAGAAGUCUGCAAAUGGAGUAAACGUCAAAGCUUUUGUCUCACGGUCGGGGAAAGCUCAUUGUGGUGGUUCGUCUCCACAAUUUCUGGGAAAACCGCUUAAAGUGGCGUGGAAAAUUCCUGUGAUAGAAUUGUACGGGACGGUGUUCAUGCAUUCCAAGCUCCCUGGAAUGAAUCGGAACCUAACACGUCUGGAAAUUUUGCGCUCUGGAAUACCUCGUUUCCUUCUAAAGGGGGGCUGUACAAACAUCUUGUUUUUAUUGGCACGGACAAACAGAUAUUCUUGUUUUAGUUGGUGUGUUGGCGAGGGUGGAUUGAAUUGUAGAAAGAGGGCAAAUGUAUGCGGAGGAGAAGAAGAUUUUGGGGAGAAUGGGAAGAGAAAGGGGAAAGGGAAGAUCAGGAAGGUAAGAUGUGUGCGUGGGUGAAGGGAAGGCAGAGGGAGAAGCAGAGGGAGAAGGAGGAGGAGCGGAGGAGUUGGAUUUGGAUGGAAGGGAGCAUAGAGGACGUAUUGACAGUGCCCAUUCAGCUGACGGAGCGAGUGCGGGAGGCGGUGGUUGAGGUGGAUUCCUUCAAGCAGGAAUGUUCAGACAUCGGCAGGCAGGUGGAGCGUUUGGCCCAAAUGCUGCGCAGCGUUGCUAAGGUGGCGAGUGCCGGUGUGUAUGAGCGGCCAAUGAGGCGAAUUGUGCAAGAAGUUGUGAAAUCCCUGGAGAAGGCUCUUGCCCUCGUCCGCAAGUGCAAGCGUAGCGGAAUCCUUAAGCGUGUCAUAACCAUAACUUCUGCGACAGAUUUCCGCCGGCUCAGCUCGCAGCUGGAGAGUUCUAUCGGUGAUGUCAAUUGGCUGCUCAAUGUUUCCACGGCGGGCGGCGGCGGCGGUGGCACGGUAAGCCUUCCGCCUAUUGCUAGCACAGACCCCACGCUCGCCUGGGUUUGGGGGUUUAUUUCUAGCGUACAUAAUGGAACCCUCGCAGACAAGGAGGAGGCCGCCAACAGCCUUGCUUCCUUUGCUGUGGACAAUGAUCGCAACGGGAAGAUCAUCAUUGAGGAGGGAGGCGUGGCUCCCCUGCUGCGGCUCCUCAAAGAAGCGCAGCAGUCUUUGCCCGCUCAGGUUGCUGCCGCCACGGCCAUCGGUAACCUGAGCUCGGACGAAGAGCGGGUGAGCCAGAUUGUGGAGGAGGGCGCAAUUACCAUUAUGCCGGGGAUUCUCUACGAGGGCCCCAUGAGGGUUCAGGCCAAGGUCGCCUGGGCGCUCUCCCGGAUGGUAUCCUUUGAUCCUGAAGCGAAGGAGGCCUUUGGUCAGAACAAUGUCAUUCGCCCUUUGGUCUCGCUCCUCGCCUCCCAGAUCCAGAAGGACGUCAAAGUCGACAGGAACAAUAAUCUUUCAAUUCAUUCUGUUGUGCAGCUUGGCAUUCACAGGCGCACAGACAGUGGCGGGAGCUCCGUUGGAGCCGAUCAGUAUAACCAUUACCGUGGAGGGUCUUCGGCAAAUGCACGGAAGGAGCGAGAAGAGGAGGAUAUGGCCGUCAAAUUGGAAUUCAAAACCGAGGUUGCCCGGGCGCUCUGGAGGCUGGCAGAGGAUAGUGAUAGUAACAGCAAACGGAUAACAGACACCAAGGGUUUGUUGUUGCUGGCUAAAUUCAUAGAGAAAGAAGAGGGUGAAGUGCAGGAGAAUUGCCUCAAGGCGUUGAUGGAGAUCGCUGCAGCGGCGGAGCGCAAUUCGGAUUUGAGGAGAGCGGCGUUCAAGACCAGUUCUCCGGCUGCCAAGGCCGUGGUGGAGCAGCUGCUGCGUGUGGUGGAGGAGGGAACGCCUAACUUGCAGAUUCCGGCAGUCAAGGCCAUUGGCUGCUUGGCUCGCACAUUCCCAGCCAGGGAGAGUAGAAUCAUUAAGCCUCUGGUGAAGCAAUUGGGUCACAGGGAGGCUUCUGUGGCUGCGGAGGCUGCCACGGCGCUGCAGAAGUUUGCUCACCCCACCAAUUUUCUGCACACUGAACACUCCAAGGGAAUAAUUGAAUCAGGUGGUGUGCCCCCGCUGGUAAGAUUGUUGAAAUCGGAAGACAAGGACGCGCAGCUCCCAGCCCUCGUUCUGCUGUGUUACCUUGCUAUGCACGUAGCAAAUAGUGAUGCUCUGGGCAAUGCAAAGGCAUUGAGUGCUCUGGAGUUGGCAUCACGGACAAGCAUUGCACAAUCCCCAGUUGCAAAGGAAUUGCUCCCCAAGGCGAUAAAGCACCUUGAGCUUUAUCAGCCCGGCUCCCAUCACCCCCAUAGGGAAAUGUACGAUUAGCCAUAAAUGAAAUUUCAUUUGGCUUUAUCUAUUGUGUGUGCGUAUACCCAUAUCCACCCAUGAAACAUAACCUAACAUCCUUCGGGGAGGACAAGGGACUUAUGCAUGUAAGCCAGAGAGAGACAGCGAGUGAGAGCGAACACAUCAAGGAUGCAGUCAGUUUUCCUGCCCAAUUAAUGGAGUUAUCCGUGGAAGCCCUUUUCAAAUGGCUUUUCUGCUCAAAAUUAAUGGUGAUUUUGCAUACAAUUGUUUAUAGGGAUACAAGUGUAUGUGGCUUUAAAUUUAUUGCAAUUCUUUUAAAAUGCAAUAUUUUUGGCAUGGUUUAACGAUUUUAUUACAGCCACUUCCAAAUUUUGUUUUAUGUUAUGGUUAUACAAGCAUGGUUGGAUCGGUAGGCUAUCUAGCUUUUUGUUUCUAUUGUAAAUUGGGUUUGAAGUCCCCGGAAACUGUUUGGCCAUGCAUCUUUGUUGGUCCAUCAUUGAUAUCAGGACAUACUAUGAUGUAUAUAAAUUUGUUAUACUUAUCUCAUUUGCCAGGUAAGUUUUUCAGUC
This is a messenger RNA of Cryptomeria japonica (Japanese cedar), 3108 nucleotides long. RefSeq lists its product as uncharacterized. The transcript has a single exon. Gene Ontology annotation, biological process: cell surface receptor signaling pathway. The record is from RefSeq and is a predicted model, not a curated record. Lineage: Eukaryota; Viridiplantae; Streptophyta; Pinopsida; Cupressales; Cupressaceae. The coding region runs from base 620 to 2557 and encodes 645 amino acids. Gene Ontology annotation, molecular function: protein binding.